Molecule: messenger RNA, 1439 nt
Organism: Peromyscus eremicus (cactus mouse)
Lineage: Eukaryota; Metazoa; Chordata; Mammalia; Rodentia; Cricetidae
Exons: 16
Coding region: 168-1439 (423 amino acids)
Source: RefSeq, a predicted model, not a curated record
AUUCUGCUCAAACGAACCACGGACUUGCCCUGGCAAGACGCUCCUGCGACGUGGUGGCGAUCCUUGUCUGUGUUUCUAAGUUUUAGAGUGGGGUUUGGGAGGGAGUGGGUGGCAAAAGGGGAGAGUGGAGAGGGCAGAACGGGCCUGGGCGGCCCUGGGCCUGUACCAUGCAGAAAGACACUGAUCAUGGUGCCCAGACACCGACACCGAGUGCCUCAGAGCAGGCACACUGGACUGACUGCUUGUGGACCUUCUGCCAAGGCUGUGGGUCCCAUGAACAAAGCGAAGACGAAUAUCCUCCACACGUCAUCCAGUUGGCACCUUUGGAAAAGGUCCAAAGGGCGCCCAAAAAGUCUACGGUAAAGCACUUCACCACCUCCCGUGGACACAACGUGGAUGAACAUGACAGGAAGAGAAGGUCCCAUGAACAAAGCAAAGACGAAUAUCCUCCAUAUGUCAUCCAGUUGGAACCUUUGGAAAAGGUCCAAAGGGCGCCCAAAAAGUCUACGGUAAAGCGCUUCACCACCUCCCGUGGACACAACGUGAAUGAACAUGACAGGAGGAGAAGCAAAGGAACAUCUGCCAAAGAGCCAGAACAGAGAAACAAAGAGCAUGUGAGACUCAACAGAGAAGUGCACCACAGUACUGAUCCAAAGUCUUUCUUCAGUGAAGAAAGACAUCCAGGAGAGCUACAAUUGAUACCUGAAAAGCCUGUCCAGAUCAGUACAGUGAAUGCAGGAACUGAACAGAAGACUCCAAUCAGCAAAGGAACAUCUGCCAAUGAUCCAGAACAGAGAAACAAAAAGCAUGUGAGAUUCAACACAGAAGUGCAACACAGUACUGAUCCAAAGCCUUUCUGCAAUGAAGAAAGACAUCCAGGAGAGCUACAAUCGAUACUUAAAAAGCCUGUCCAGAUCAGUACAGUGAAUGCAGGAACUGAACAGAAGACUCCAAUCAGCAAAGGAACAUCUGCCAAAGAGCCAGAACAGAGAAACAAAAAGCAUGUGAGAGUCAACACAGAAGUGCAACACAGUACUGAUCCAAAGCCUUUCUGCAAUGAAGAAAGACAUCCAGGAGAGCUACAAUCGAUACUUAAAAAGCCUGUCCAGAUCAGUACAGUGAAUGCAGGAACUGAACAGAAGACUCCAAUCAGCAAAGGAACAUCUGCCAAAGAGCCAGAACAGAGAAACAAAAAGCAUGUGAGAGUCAACAGAGAAGUGCAACACAGUACUGAUCCAAAGCCUUUCUGCAAUGAAGAAAGACAUCCAGGAGAGCUACAAUCGAUACUUAAAAAGCCUGUCCAGAUCAGUACAGGUAAGAUUAAUAGUGAAUACUCUAUUGGUCCUACCCUAAUUGAAAAAAAGAGUAACAAGUUUGUUUUUUCCAGAAAAAAAAAGGCCAACGAAAUCCAAUAUAAAUGCAGUUAUAUUUUUUCUUAA